This is a messenger RNA of Pygocentrus nattereri (red-bellied piranha), 5414 nucleotides long. RefSeq names its product coiled-coil domain containing 88B (gene ccdc88b). NCBI's taxonomy places the organism in Eukaryota, Metazoa, Chordata, Actinopteri, Characiformes, Serrasalmidae. The transcript has 29 exons. Gene Ontology annotation, biological process: cytoskeleton-dependent intracellular transport; cytoplasmic microtubule organization. The record is from RefSeq and is a predicted model, not a curated record. Gene Ontology annotation, molecular function: microtubule binding; dynein light intermediate chain binding. Gene Ontology annotation, cellular component: centrosome; cytoplasm. Bases 312 to 5180 code for a protein of 1622 amino acids.
CCUGGCUGUGUGGAAACGCUGCGGUAACUGAGCUGUUUCAGGAGUCGCUGUGACGAGGAACAGAAUUGAUGCAACGACAGUCUUUGCCGAUUCCGGGGUGGUUUCUAAGCGUGUUGCUAACGUGACAGAGAAAAGGAGAAGGGCAGGGGCAGCCACAAUGCUAACGGACAUGCUUUAGUAGACGAAGUCUGAGGAAAGUGUGCGUUAGUUGGAUAAAGCUGGCCAUGAAUACACGUUUAAGCUUUAAAUACCUAUAAAAAAGUUUUGUUCAAAGGAUUUUUCAAAGAUAUAUUAGCCAGCUGUUGAGGUUGAUGUUGAGCAAGAUGGAUGCUAACUUUACGGAAAUGUUAGAAGAUUUUAUGGGAAGCGCACUUGUUACGUGGGUUCAUCUCUUUGAGGACAUGGUAGGUGAUGAGGAUACCGGCCCUUUUUACCAGGACUACAUGGAGGUGAACUCUAACUCCCAUAAUGCAGUUCGGGGAUACCUGCGCCUCACCGACGGAGUCUACCUCAAUGAAGUCAUGAGAAUCAUUGAUUCAAAUCCAAAAGUAGAGCAGAUCUAUCACAAUGUGGGUGAUGACAAGAUUCUCAGAGUUCAGAACUUCUCCAUCCUUAACCGGCACCUCAGGUCCUACUAUCAGGAAAAUCUUCAGCAGCUGGUUCUCAUGCCUCUUCCCAAUGUAGCUGUUUUGGGGCGAGAUCCCCUCACAGAGGGUGCUGUGGAGGAACUAAGAAGGCUUCUGCUGCUAUUACUGGGAUGUGCUGUACAGUGUGAGACGAAAGAAACCUUCAUUCAGCAGAUCCAGUCCCUUGACAUUGAGACUCAGGCAGCUCUCGCCCUCUGCAUACAAGAGGUGACUCAGGACCCCAGUGCAGUCCUGCCCCUGCAGUAUGGAGAGGUGUGUGGGCUGGAUGGAGUGGAUGUGCAGGUGCUGCUUGGUUCUCUGGGCCGGCAAAUGCAAAUUCUUCUGGCUCAGAGAGACACACAUCUGGAGAGGAUAGCAGAGUUGUGUGUUCAGUGCGAGUCUGUUCCGUCACCCACAGCGCCCCCUACUGGUCUCUGGGACAACGCUCCAGAAAGUCUUUCUGUACAGCUGGCCGAUAGCAAAGCCAAAUUACGCAGACUCAAACAGGAACUGGAAGAUAAAGAAGAUCAGAUAUUGGACUACAAGCAGGAAAUGCAAACUAUGGAAGAGGAACUAAAGAAACUGCAAUGUGAGAACCGGGCGCUGCAGGGCGAGGUUCGUGUCAGUCGGGGACUCCGGGAUGAGCUGGACUGUCUGCGUGAGCGAGCUGCCAAAGCUGAGUACCUGCAGACGGAGCUGAAAACCUGCACACAUCGUCUGCGCAGCAUGGAGCUCUACCGCACGCAGCUGAAGGAGCAGCAGCAGUAUUGCGCCUCACUGCAGGAGAACAAGGCUUUGCUGGAGGAGCAGCUGGCUGAUGCACGGGCUCGCUGCUCUGCUCUACGGGAGCUGGAGAAGGACAAUCUUCUGCUUCGACAGAAAUUCAUGGAUAUGGAGAGGGAGCGGGAUGUGGAGAGGCAGAGGGUGGAUGAGUUGUUAGAGAUGAAUAUGAGUCUGCAGGUGGAACUGAAGCGCCACUCUCACGCUGCUGAUGUCACUCGGAGUGUGACUCAUCCUCAUGUCUCCCAAUCAGAACUGGAGUCUGAUGAAGAGCUUCAAGAGUUAAAGAGUCAUCCGACCUCUGAAGUGGAAUUCAAGCCUCUGAGUGUAGAGGUGGAUGAGGCAUCCUCAUUGAGACUUCUAGGAGCUGAAAAUGAAAAUGCUGAACUGAGGAGACGACUAGAGCGCUUACAGGCUGAGCAGGAGGCUAACUCUCCUGAGGUGAAGGAGGCUCUGCAGAGACAGACAGAAAGACUCUCACAGUUGCAGGAAGAGCACCAGAACACACUCAGAGAGUUUCAGAACCUAAAGAAUGAAAACGCCAGUCUGAAGACAAGCCUUGAAGAGCUGAUGAAAAUCCAGAGACUCCAAGAGAAGGAGAGAGAUAAGGAGAGGUCAGUAGAAGAAAUGAAGAGAGUGAUUCUGAGAGGAGAGUGUGAAGGAAAAGACAUGGCAAAAGAAGAGGAGGCACCCAGAGCAGACAAGAGAAAAGAAGGCAUGAAGAGACUGACAAGAGAGGAGGGAGAAGGCGAGGAGGUCCGACUCAGAGAGAAAAAAGAGGAGGCCGACAAUGCAAUGGGAACGAAAGAAAGAGGAGAAGCAGAGGGAGAGAAAGAGAUGGAGAGAAGAAAAGAGAAAAUGGAAGAGAAGUCAGCAAAGGACCAAAGCAAGACAGAUGUCCAGCAACCCAUGCAAGCAGAAAAACAAGAAGAGGUGAGAGAGAUGGAGGAGAAGCUCAGACAGGAAAUCCUGACUCUGUCCUCUCAGCUCCAGCUGGCUGUGGAGGAGGCAGACCAGCAGGCAACACUGGUUCAGGAACUACACUCUAAACUUGGGGAGCAGACCAAGAAGACCCAGGAGGCAGAGCAGAAGAUGCUUCUUUUGGAGGCUGAGAGCCAGAGGCUGAGGAAAGCAUCAGAGAACCUGACAGAAGCCAGGAAACGGAUAGAGAUUUUGCAGUGUGAAUCCAUGCACCAGGAGGAGGAGCUGAUGCGUCUGCGUAGUCAGCUGGAGCUGCAGAAGAUGGAGGCAGCAGUAAUUCCUCAGCUUGAAGGCGAGAGAGCUACGCUUGAGAGAGAGAGAGAAUCCCUCAAGGCUACCAUAGAUUCUCUCAGGGCUGCAUUGCGCAAGGCCGAUCAGCUCGAGUUGACCAAUCAGACUCUUAAAGCGGAGCUUGAACGUUUAGGACGGAGCUUAGAAUCAUCCCGACGAAGGGAAGAGGAAUUAGAGGCUGAGCUGAAGGAGUCUGGUCUUGAGUUGGAGUCUCUAAGCAAGGGGCGGGAUCAGGCAGUGUUGGAGGCCACGCGACUGGAGCAGGAGAAGGAAACGUGUCAAUCUGAGCUGGACAGCCAACGGCGUGAACAGAGGCAGAGAGAGCGAGAGAUGGCUAGGCUCAGACAGCAGCUGGAGAGCACUACCUCAGCCCUGGAGCACGGCAACCAGAGGGCAUGUAGCCUGGAGCUUCAGCACAGACGAGUGUGUCAGGAACUUGCCCAGCUUAAAGAGACCUGCAGUCAACUAGAGGAGCUGCAGAAGGAGAACCAGCGACUAAAUGACCUGAACACUGAGAGCAACACACAGGUCACUUCUCUAACACAGGAGCUAGCCAAUGAGAGAGUUCACUCUCAGAAACUGUCCAGUGAGGUUUCCCAGCUGAAUCAGUCUAUUGAAGAGUUGGAUGCCAAGCUGAAAACGGCCACCACACAACUUCAGCUGCAAACUGAGCGCCCUAAAACAGAGUCGGAGAUUACUGCCUCUGCGUCUGAUUCUGACUCAGGGGCGAUGAAAGAUUCACAGCCAAACAGGCAGUCUCCAGUAGAGACAGUGAGUCGUGAGGAGGAGAAUAUCAGCCCUGUGAGUCAGAUGUUAGGCAGCCAAAUCUCUCUCUGUACCUCAGAAGACACAAAAUCCCCUGUGGACAAAUUUCAGAGUGGCGUUUCCAGCGGAGAGAGACAAGAGCCUGUCAGUGAGAGACUGAUAUACUUGGAGAAACAGAAUUCAGUGCUGAAACGGGAGCGGGAAGUGUUGCUUUCACAGCUGGACCAGUGUCAGGCCACCUGUGUUCAGCUGAGAGAACAGCUGAACACGCUGCAGCACCACUCCAUCGUCCUUCAGGAGAACUGCACCAAACUACAGGAGCUCAACACCAAACUACAGGUCGAGCAUGCUUCUCUAAGCUCCCAGCAUGCCUCAAUAUUGACACGGUGCAGAGAGAGUGAGGUGCGCUGUGCCACUCUAGAGGCGGAGUCUAAGGUAUGGCAGAAGGAGAGAGAGGAGUCAACGGUGCGUUCUGAGGCUUUAAGGAGGGACCAUGAGAGACUGACCGCUCUGCAGCAGAGGCAGGAGGCGGAGCUAGAGGAGCUAUUGGACAAACACAGUCAAUUAAAGAGCAGCAGUCGAAGUUUAGAGGCUCAGUACAAAGAACUGGAGGCCAAACAUAAAGAGCUGAUGGAGAGCAAAGCUCAGCUGGAGGAGGCUGACAGAGCGAUACAGGCAGAGAGAGAGAGGAUGGAGAGAGCCAUGCAGCAGCAGAUGGAAAGAGAGAAGGAGCUGGAAAGGCUGAAAAUGGAGAAUGAGAGGUAUGUGAACCUGCAGAAGGAGUGGAUCCAGGUGCAGUCAGAGUUGAUGGCCCAGGUUUCAGUUUUGCGUGGUGAGAUGAGCUCAGCCCAGCUGGAGCGGACCAAAUUGGAGGGCAAACUCAACACACUGAAGGAACAGAACCAACAGCUGGACCUCAACAAUGUCCGUCUCAACAGCCAGUACCAGCUUCUUACUCAGUUGAAGGGUAAUAUGGAGGAGGAGAACAGGCACUUGGUGGAGCAGAACCAGACCCUGGCCAAAGAAAACCGGGCCCUGCUGGAGCGUAGCUUGGAGAGCCGAGAUCAACACCACAACCAACAGAGAGAGUAUCUUGACAAGCUGAAUGAGCUACGCAGGGAGAAGCAGAAGUUAGUGGAGAAGAUAAUGGAUCAGUAUCGGAUUUUGGAGCCCAGCCUGCCUGCACCUAAACAACUCAAGAAGUCGAACUGGAUUGCAGAUCGGAUGAAGAAGCUGAUAAAGCCAAAAGGAGGCAGAGAGGGUCGGGCUCAGUUCAUCACCGCCGGCAGCAUAGAGAACCUGGCAGAUGCCACAGAGGCGCCACCCUCCUCUCCAGCACACACUCAGGAGCAGGACCCCCGUAGUGCCCCGGUUUCCCCCUUACCCCUGCGUAGGGUGUCCUCACAGGGAGAGACAGAGGAGCCCAAAGUGGUGCUGAGGACGGCCCGUCGUAAGCUGGGCUCCAGGCACGGCUGGGCGCUGAGCCGGGGUAGAGACAGUGGCGUAUCCCAGUCCUUCAGCCCUGGGGACCAACGUCCCAUGCCCCGCAGCCGCCUCCGCACCCCGUCCUCUGCACUGUGGGAAAAAGAACAGGACAGCAGCCCCACACCCAGCGAAGAGGGGAGAGGUAUUUCAGGUGAGAGUGAAGAUAAUCUCACUCCUGAGCACUCUGAUGUUAGCCGUGUCUCCUCUGGAGCUGAAGAUUUCCAUUCCAGUUUUGACAAACCCAUGGAUUGAGAACAACAGCACAAUUCACACAGUUGUAGUAUGAUUAUUCUGUAUUACUCACUUUUUCUUUUUUUGGCACAAUUUCCCUGUUCAACAUUUAUAUGAUGUACAUCUUUUAUAUUUUAUGUUCUUACAUAUUUUAUAAGCCUGUAAAGGUCCAGCUCAUGCCUGGGUUUUGCACUAUAAGUUAAAACAUCUAUUUUAAGUAAAGCUUGAAUAAAACAGUUUGUACAUUUAUUUUAA